GGAGGAGGGGUUCUCUCAGUCUUCUCUGGCUGUCUGUCUUGGAGCUGUGUGGAUAUUUUUCCUCCUAAGAAUCAUGAAGGUUUUGUGCAUCCUUGCUGUGCUUUUCCUGAUCUCUACCAAACAUAAAAGUUUUGAGCUUUCUCAUCCCAAACCGGCCUGUCGUUACCCUCCGUCUCAGUGGUGUCGGUCUCUGGAGAUCGCCAUAGAAUGCAAGGUCCAGAAGCAAUGCAUGGAGCUCGGUGCCAUUAAGCCAAACCAGACGGUUCCUCGUGUCGCUCUCACACUAUACUAUGAGAGCCUGUGUCCAGACUGCAGACGCUUCAUCACCAAGCAGCUGUUCCCCACCUGGACAAUGCUGCAGGACAUCAUGUCCCUCACGCUGGUUCCUUAUGGGAAUGCCAAGGAGGUUUUAUCUGUAAACAGUCCCUUCAGCUGUCAACAUGGAGAGCCUGAGUGCAGAGGAAACAUGAUUCAGGCCUGCAUCAUCCAUUUGACUGGAACCUCACUGGCAUUUCAAGUCAUCUACUGCAUGGAGUCUGCUGCAAAUGUCCUGAAUGCUGCAGAGCCAUGUCUCCAGCUGUACGCUCCCUCUGUAUCCUGGGCCGCUGUUGACGCAUGCGUGACUGGACGUCUGGGUUACAAGCUGAUGCAUGGUUACGCCGUCAUGACCAGAGCUCUGAACCCGGCUCACACACACGUUCCUUGGGUCACGAUUGAUGGGGAGUACACAAAAGAAAUUGAAGCAAAGACAUCUUCACUGUUUCACCUGAUCUGUGAUCGCUAUAAGGGAGUGAAGCCCCCAGUCUGCACCGGCGCCCCGGUUAAACUGAGCAGAAGCGGCUGCUUAACAGAAUGAAUUCACUCAAAUGUGUCUGCUAUGACUAAAGGCUAAUUAAAAAAUGUCAAUGGA
Messenger RNA from Xiphophorus couchianus (Monterrey platyfish), 910 nucleotides. RefSeq names its product IFI30 lysosomal thiol reductase b (gene ifi30b). Gene Ontology annotation, molecular function: oxidoreductase activity, acting on a sulfur group of donors, disulfide as acceptor. The coding region runs from base 74 to 856 and encodes 260 amino acids. Gene Ontology annotation, cellular component: lysosome. The record is from RefSeq and is a predicted model, not a curated record. The transcript is spliced from 7 exons. NCBI's taxonomy places the organism in Eukaryota, Metazoa, Chordata, Actinopteri, Cyprinodontiformes, Poeciliidae.